This is a messenger RNA of Lindgomyces ingoldianus, 489 nucleotides long. RefSeq lists its product as uncharacterized. NCBI's taxonomy places the organism in Eukaryota, Fungi, Ascomycota, Dothideomycetes, Pleosporales, Lindgomycetaceae. Bases 1 to 489 code for a protein of 162 amino acids. The transcript has a single exon. The record is from RefSeq and is a predicted model, not a curated record.
AUGCUUUUUCUUCACCUACUCAACCUGUAUUUCUUCCUCAUCCCCAUCCUCGCUCAAAACACGACGAACACGACGAUCCCCUCCCGUUUCCUCCUCUCUUUCCAACUCAUGCAAUGCAGCAACGGUCUUGACUCUACCCACGACCCCGACGCCUCUCCCCCAGGUAGCGCACGCCUCUGGGGAGUCAUUACACUUAGCGCGCCUAACACCUCUACGCAGUUCGCCACACCGCAAGGGUCAAUUCCGUACCAUCGCUGGGAAGCAUUUAACACAUCCGCCUUCUUCUACAACACCGUCGAUGCACCACGCGGUUUCGUGCACGUUCAGAUCCCAACCGAAGCGAAGGGAUACAAGGCGUAUGUAGCAGCGGGAAAGGUGGUGUUUGAGGGCGUAGAUUUCCCUUGUAGGAAGGAGUAUGGGCGGGGGGUAUAUGGCGGUGGAGCGAAGAGUUUUGAUGGAGGGAGGUAUGUUUAUUGCAGUUUGAGGUGA